Messenger RNA from Trichoplusia ni (cabbage looper), 2107 nucleotides. Its product is annotated as THAP domain-containing protein 1-like. The record is from RefSeq and is a predicted model, not a curated record. The transcript has 4 exons. Bases 197 to 949 code for a protein of 250 amino acids. Lineage: Eukaryota; Metazoa; Arthropoda; Insecta; Lepidoptera; Noctuidae.
AUCAUCAAAAGAGUUUUAUUCACAGAGUAAAUACAAAGAGGAGAUGGCCUAAGCAACUGUGCACUGUGAUUCUCAACUAGGUCCUGACGUCAUCAUGUGGGCGUGGCUUUAGUCAGUGUAUUGUUGGCGUUUGUCCUGUGCACAACUUUGUGAACGUUCCCAUUUUACAGCAUUGUUCGCCCUAGACGAAAAAAAAAUGAAGUGUUGUGUUUUGUCUUGUAAAAAUUACUCGGAUAGACGUUCUGAUGCUAUGGAUGGCAUCACAUUUCAUUUAUUUCCAUCCGAAGAUAAUCUAAGGCAGCAAUGGAUUACAAAAAUUAAUAGACAAGACUGGUCUCCGACUAAAUAUACGAAAAUUUGUUCUUGCCAUUUUAAUGAUGAAGACUUCAUAGUGACAAAAAAAGGCCUUAGAAAAUUAAAGAAGGGAACUUUGCCUUGUUUAAAACUGGAUAUAUUAUCGCUUAAAAGAAAAUUUACAGACCCAACCACAAAGGACCCAACAAUGUCAUCACCUAAGCCUACCACACCUACAAGUAAUUUAAAUGAAUUUCUGAUACUGCAUGAUACGCCGAGAAAGAAGAAGUUAAAGCAUGAAAUAGCACAACUUCGAUGGAAAGCAAGAGCAGAUAGAUUAAAGAUCAGAAGACUUCAUAUGAAAGUUAAGCGUUUGAAGAAGAAGGUUCAAAAUUUAAGUGCCUUAAUUAAAGAAUUGGAAAGCAAAAGUCUUCUGUUAGGAGAGGAAUCAGAAAUUUUAACAUCAAUAAAUGUUAAGUUGAGGGACUUGGUUGGGCGUCAUUUGGCAAAAAAUAAAAAAAAACCCAUUGACGAAGCAGUAUUCUCCAGCUCUCCGAUCAUUCGCUUUGACACUACAUUAUUUUUCGCCAAAUGCUUACUCAUACGUCAGAAAAACUUUCGAUACUUGCUUACCGCAUCUGAGAACUAUUUCUAAAUGGUAUGAAAGUGUCAAUGGUGAAGCUGGAUUUACAGCUGAAGCUUUUAACAUAUUAAAGCACAAAACUAACUCCUCAGGCAAACGCGCUUUGUGCAGUCUUAUGAUGGACGAGAUGGCAAUUAGGAAGCACGUCGAAUGGGAUGGAACAAAAUAUCACGGUUAUGUUGAUCUCGGCCUUAAUGACGUACAAAACGAUAAUUCGGAUCAAGCUUCUCAGGCUUUAGUCCUGUUGCUUGUAUGUCAAACUGAACGCUGGAAAUUACCUGUGGGUUUCUUUCUUAUUCGUUCUAUGACCGGGGAACAACGCGCUUCAAUAGUUCAACAAUGCCUCUACAAAUGCCAAGAAAAUGGUGUAAACGUUGUUUCACUUACAAUGGAUGGCUGCGCUGCAAACAUUGCUAUGCUUAAAAAGUUAGGAUGUUCGUUAGAAUCUCAGAAUAUGAAAACUACUUUCAAACACCCUAGUACAGACUACGAAGUGGCAGUAUUCCUUGACGCAUGUCAUAUGCUAAAACUUGUGCGCAACGCAUUUGAAAAUAAAAAGAAGUUUCUUGAUUAUCAGGGUAAUCUUAUUGAAUGGUCUUAUCUCGUCAAGCUCAAUAACUUACAAAAGUCAGAAGGCCUCCACCUUGGGAACAAGUUAAAAGAGAAACACAUAAAUUUUCAGCGACAAAAAAUGAAAGUAAAAUUAGCCAGUCAACUUUUUAGUAAUAGCGUAGCAGAUGCACUCCAAGUUUGUGAAAAAUAUAAUGUUGAAUUCAAAAAUGUGGCGGCUACAAUUACUUUUAUCCGUUUAAUAAACAACAUCUUUGACAUUCUCAAUUCACGAAACAUGCGUCAGUUUGAGUACAAAAAACCCUUAUUUGAAAAAAAUAUUUUGAAAACAAGGGAGUAUUUAGAAUAUGCUAAACAUUAUAUAAUGUUUAUAGUAGCUCCUGAUGAAGAGAAGCUUGUUAUCGCCACGAAUCGUAAAACUGGUUUUAUGGGCCUUUUAACAUGCAUUAAUAGUACACUUUUCUUGUAUAACCGCCUAGUUGAAAAAGAAAAGGUCCUCAAGUAUUUAACUAUGUACAAAUUUUCGCAGGAUCAUUUGGAACUAUUUUUUGGGGUAUUAAGAGCUCAUGGGAGGGCCAAUAAUAAUCCAACAUCACGUCA